UCUCAAACGUCACACUCAACCCUACGCCGACCCAGUGCGCGGACCCGUGUCUGUGUGUGUACCGCUGACCCCUUUCGCUAGUUCGCCGUAGGUGGAAGGAGGGCAGGAAUUAAAGAAAAAAGGGAGACAGAAAGGCCGAGGAAAGAAAAGAGAGUGAUAGGAAAGGUUUAUUAGAAAUUAUUUGCAUAAACAUAUUUCAUUGCGAAUGAAAAGGAGACCUGAGUGCCGCGGUGCCCCAGUGCAAGUGUCGGGUCACGCCGCGAACCCUUGUUAGAGGCGGACUUUCAAGUGGCACUUGAGCGUGGCACCUCCUCGAGCCAGUGCCGCGGAGGCCAUGUUGUGAGUGUGGGACCUCUGCGCGGGUCACCACGCUAUCCCGGCCAUAAGUGGACGCAGGAACGGAAAGAGAGAAGGAGAGAAAAACAGAGAUCCUGUGCAAGUGGAGAGGCGAGGUAAGCGAGCCAGCGAACGAGGGGCAAGAAGGACCGGAGAAGGAACGCGUAAGUGGCACACGGUGGAGAGGGGGUGAGGCGCGUGCAGACGGACGCCAAGAGUUUGGGGGAAGUGGAGAGAGCGAGAGAAAGAGGGAGAGAGAGAGGACGGAAGAGAAGAGGAAGACGAGGAAGAGGUAAAGGGGAGGAAGAACAAGAGUCGCCAAGAUCGGUUCGUGCGGCAGUUCCUUCCUGAGGGGAGGGACUGACCCUCCAGGAUCCCUCCCGCCCUCUCCCCCCUCCUCCUCUUCCGCGCCUCCUCCCGCGCCUCCUUCUCCUCCUCCCUCUCCUCCAGCUGCUCCUAUCACCGCCAUCUCCACCCCUCCCGCGCCCUCCUCGCCCCCUGCCUCCCCAUCCCCUUUCCCGUCUCCUCCUCCCGCGCGCCCCUCGCCCUCCUCCGCCGCCGCCCCCGACGCCGACGGCGCCAUGAGCACGGAGGUCGCGCCCCUCGCCGCCCCGCCGCCCCUCAGGGACCCGGCGGAGCCCCUCGACGUGGACAUGGACGAAAUGGAGGAACCACCGCUGAACCGGUUCACGCGACGGAAGUCAGUGUUCGCGGAGGCUUACGACCCAGAGGAGGAUGACGACGACGGAGAGAGGAUUAUUCACGCCAAAUCGGACGAGCAGAGACAGAGGUUGUCCGAAUCCGUCAAAAACAUCUUCCUCUUCAGAUCUCUCGACCAUGACCAAAUGGGCGAGGUGCUGGACGCGAUGUUCGAGAGGAAGGUGACAGCAGGGGAGAAUGUCAUCAAACAGGGCGACGAUGGAGAUAACUUUUAUGUUAUAGAAUCGGGCGUCUUUAAUAUCUAUGUGAAGACUGAUAGUGACUCAGAACCACGGUUAGUUGGGAAGUACGACAACGCUGGCAGCUUUGGCGAACUGGCACUAAUGUACAACCUGCCUCGAGCUGCCACUAUCCAGGCUGUAACCCCAGGAGCUCUGUGGGCCAUGGAUCGCCAGACCUUCAGGAGGAUUCUGCUCAAGUCCGCCUGCAAGAAGAGGAAAAUGUAUGAGUCCCUCCUUGAGAAUGUGCCCAUGCUGAAAACCCUUGAGAAAUAUGAAAGGAUGAACCUGGCAGAUGCCCUUGUGCCCAAGGUGUACAGUCCAGGUGAGCAGAUUAUCAUGCAAGGAGACUCCGCAGAUGGCAUGUACUUCCUUGAAGACGGCACUGUGCGCAUCACCAUGACCAACUCAGAAAACCAGGAGAAGGAGAUCAGUCGAGUUUCAGUAGGUGGCUAUUUUGGAGAGCUUGCUCUGGUGACGAAGAAGGCACGAGCAGCUUCAGUGUAUGCAUGUGGGAAAGCCAAACUUGCUUUCCUUGAUGUGGAAGCCUUCGAGCGCCUCCUUGGACCUUGCAUGGACCUGAUGAAGCGCAAUAUCGAAGAUUAUGAAAACGAACUCCUUAGGAUCUUUGGCUCGAAGGCUAACAUCUCUGACAUCCGAUGAAGAACCUCCUCAAGUUCGUAGCUCACUCGACGGUCACCAAUGUUAAUGCGUCUGAGGGUGGUAGGUGAUGGAAAGGGGGAAAGGGUUAGGGGGGAUAUCUCCUCAUCCAUCCUAAACCAAGGUGAAAAUGAUGACCAAGAAAAUUGUGAAGGAGAUAUAUGAUUAUUCUGAAGAUGAUAUGAGGAGAAGGAGGAAUUUAAGAAAAAUAGAAGAAAUGAAUGAAUAUAUAUGACUAAAAGAGAUGAUAGUUGUAACCAUGUAGCUCAUGUUAGCUUGGGAUUCCUUAGUUUUCAUGCCUUUUGGCCUAAGUGAACAUUGAGGUUGAUUAAUAUCUCCUCUGUGUUUGUGAACGGCUGCUCUCUCUCUCCAGUAAAGCAAACCAACUUUCUGUUCUAAUAUUUCCCUAGCUGAUUGAAACAAAAUAUUACUUGAUUUGGGUGAUUAGAACAUGUUUUCCUGUUUGGCAGUGCUAUAUAUGUUAUUUUUGUUUUUAAUGAUUAUGAAUUUAUAUUAUACCAUUGGAUCCUUGGCUGUCAUAUGUGUUAAUAUAUUGUUUCCCCUGUAAAAGGAUGCAAUUUUAAUUCUGAAUUCCAUAAUACAGUUUCUAUAGAUGGGACACCUCAGUCGUAUAGAGCAAUCUAUAUAUAUAUAUAUAUAUGAAUAUAUACAUUACAUAAAUUAUAUAUACAAUCUAAAAUUGCACCUCAGAAACCUUUGUAAAUUACCAAGAGCUUCCUUAGGUGCAAGUUUUUGACUUUUAUGUCAUAUUUUUUUUUUUUUUUUUUUUUUUUUUUUUUUUUUUUUUUUUUUUUACCUCUUGCCUUGAGGUUGUCCCCUAUUCUUGAUUUUUUUUUCCAUUUGACAAAUGAGAAAAUAUACAUAAAUAAAAAGAAAAAAGAAAAAAAAUAGUUCUUCUAUUCUAAGAAGGAAUUAUUGUCAUUCUUACCUGUGGUUAUCUGUUAACAUUUAUGUAGAUUACUGUAAUUUUGUCUAGUGUAUAGAACUUGUGUUCUCUCCUCUAUUUUAAUUCAUGUUGGUGAACUCCAAGUCCCUGUAAAUUCUUGUGUGAUUUUUUGCCCUUUGAGAGGUGCUACACUUAAGAAUUAUACAUAUAUCAAAACUAUUAUUAUGUCAGGCCUAUAAUGUACUUUUUUAAAAACCAGCAUACUUUCAUAAAUUUUGAGGGGCCAAAAAAAACAAAAAAAAAAAAACAAAACAAAAAAAAAAAAAACAAAAAAAAUGAAAGUGAGAAUGGACAGAAGAAAAAAACAAAAAUAUAAGUAAAAUUGUGUAAUAGCUAUAUCUUUCUCUAUAUUUUUUCCACGUUACUUAAGUUCACAUUAAGAAAGAAAGGAGGCCUUUUGUUUCAAUGGUUCGGGUGGUUUUGUGUAACUGAGAAAAAGAAGAAAAAAAUCAUAUAUGUGCCUCGUCUUUAAUUUCUCAGGAUUUACGUUUUUUUCCAAAUUCAUUUUUUAGUCCCCUGCAUCAUAGUCUGUAGACAAUUAAAUGUACCCCAGUAAAAUGGUAGAGUUGUCUGUGUUUGAGGUCCCAAUUCCAGAAUUCAAUCUCGCGCACAUCUUAGUUAGUCAAAAGUGAUGCUCACACAUAAUGAUUCUGGCAAUCAUGUGAUGCAAGGUCGUCACAAGGGGAGCAUCCUUGUUCAAGAUGAAGAAAAUAAAGAAAAAAGAAAAGUAAUGCUAUGCUUUGGUUCUGGAAGCUUCCAUCCACAAGUUUCUAGAAACAGGUUGGCUUGUCACAGUUAUCUUAAUCCAGUAAGUAUUUUCAUCAUGAGCUGUUUGAGCAUUUAUGUCAAGUUUGGUUCUAAGAGAAUUAACUGUAUUUCUAUUCAAAAACUUGUGUUUUAUAUAAAUAAAUAUAUAUAUACACUGUUUAUAUAUAUAUAUAUAUAUAUAUAUAUAUAUAUAUAUAUAUAUAUAUAUAUAUAUAUAUAUAUAUAUAUAUAUAUAUAUAUAUAUAUAUAUAUGUAUCCACAUGUAUAUCCAUGUAGGAUCCCAUCAAGUAAAACUGUAUUUUGAAUUGAAGUAGAUGAUUACAUAAAACCCAAAAAUAAAAACUAAACAAUGAACAACCAGUUUGAUGUAGACCAGCUGUCUCAUGCUCAAAAGGUUUGCCUGAAUAUACAUCAACAUGCAAAAGUAAUAUAUAGAAAUUCUCUUGGAUUCUUUUUUUUUCUUUUUUUUCCUUAAACAUUGUUAAUAACAGAGGCUUUGAUUUUUUAAAUCAAAAUUUGUUCAAAAUUUAAUAUUCAAAGUAUUCAUUAAGUUGUGGUACAGAGAUACUCAAUAGAAAAAUAAAAUGAAAAAGUUUCCCAUGGUGUAUUAGAAGAGAGCUUCAAAUAGACCAAGAGACCACACUGGAGUCAUAGAUUAUGAGAGAAAAUCAAAAGAUAUUGGAGGCAGAUUCAUGAUGUUAACCAUGCUGUAUGUUCAGAUCAAGGCAGGGGGAAGGGAAGGACAAUUACAAGCAACAGGGUGUGUGAGGAGCUUCACCUACAUGAUAUAAGCAUGUCCUGCUACUGGUUAAAACAGAGUCCUGAAUUAUGGUAUAGUGUUAUGCACCUGAAAAGGAAAAGAAGGAUUAAAACAUGUUGAUGUUUUCUGGUAAUUUUUGAACUAUAAAUGAAGAAAAAGAAAAUUAAUCAGAUUCAACCUGAUAUUACAAUUAACAGAUAAGUGAAGCUUUACUUAAGAUUAUAUUAGUGCACACAAACAUGCAAUGUAAGUGUGUAUAUAUGUAUGAACUCUACGUUUGAAUGUAUCCAUGCCUCUGUGCGUGUGUGUGUGUGUGCGCACAAGCAUGCAUUAAAUAUACCUACAAAGAGUGUGUGUGGGUGUGGGUGUGGAUGUGGAUGUGUGUGUGCAUGCAGAAGCACCUUUGCGUGUGUGUGUGUGUGCAUGCGCAAGCACCUUUGCAUGUGCGUGUGCGUGCUCAAGCACCUUUGUGUGUGCGUGUGCGUGCUCAAGCACCUAUGCAUGUGCGUGUGCAUGUAUAUUUGUGUGUGUGUGUGCAUUAAAUAUACCCACACAUCAACAAAUUUUCCUACACAUCCAUAUGCAAACAGCUUUCCUUACUCACUUUGCAAGGAGCACCUGACUCUCCUGCUGGCAAGUGCUUCCCCCUGUACAGAGCUUAAUGUGUGAUAGCUUCCAUACACCACUACUUUGUUACCCCUUGUUGGCAACAGUCCUCUCAGACACUCAAGAAUUGGCCAUUUCUUCUGUAUAAGCUACAGUUUGUAUAAUAUGUCCAAAAGAGCAACUGUUUAGGAAAUCCUGACUUGUUUUUGUAAACUGAAAUGAAAAUCCAAAAUAACACUAGGUUCUCAAAAAAGGAGCACUUAAAUGGAGUUUAUAUAUUGUUCAAAAUAGAAAGAGGUCACAGAAUUUUGUUGAAGCCAGGAAGAUCAUGGUGACUGAAAAGCAACUGAUUUAACAUACAAUCUGAGUGGAUUCAAAAGGAAGAUUCAACUAGUAUUACCUGUUGUCGCGAGCAGCAAUUGGGCACAAUGUGAUGUUGGGGACUAAUAUUUUUUUUUAUCCCUCUUAACAAUAGACAUUAUAGUCAAAAAUGUAUGAAAUUUAUUUGAUAUUUAAGCACAUUGGCUGAAUAGUGUUUUCAUGACCCAUAACUCAUAUAAGACUUCACAACUCAUUGUCAGUUAUUUCUUAAUCUUGCCCUUCAUAAAUCAGGGACAUUUAAUGUUUAGUCAAAUGCAUGUGUGAAAAGGAGCCCUUGAUUUAGUCUUGGGCAAGGAAGGAAAUACAAGAGCAAAUUAUAUUUUUUCACUGUUUCUUCUAGAAAUCUAUCAUCAUCUCUGAAGAAUGUGAGAUUAGUUGUAAAGGCUUAUUUCACUGCCCUUUUCACUACACACUCGCUCAAACACGCACGCACACACACACACACACACACACACACACACACACACACACACACACACACACACACACACACACACACACACACACACACACACACACAAAUAUAUUCACAUAUAUAUGCAGUGGCAUGGCUAAAAUGGGGGGACAUUUUCACAGCACUCUGCCCUCCUCCCCUGUGGAGGGUGCUUCCAGAGGACACCAAUAUAUAUAUAUAUAUAUAUAUAUAU
Molecule: messenger RNA, 6063 nt
Organism: Penaeus indicus
Lineage: Eukaryota; Metazoa; Arthropoda; Malacostraca; Decapoda; Penaeidae
Gene: Pka-R2
Product: cAMP-dependent protein kinase type II regulatory subunit-like
Exons: 9
Coding region: 918-1937 (339 amino acids)
Biological process (GO): negative regulation of cAMP-dependent protein kinase activity
Cellular component (GO): cAMP-dependent protein kinase complex
Molecular function (GO): cAMP binding; cAMP-dependent protein kinase inhibitor activity; protein kinase A catalytic subunit binding
Source: RefSeq, a predicted model, not a curated record